Etheostoma spectabile (orangethroat darter) is the source of this 3981-nucleotide messenger RNA. RefSeq names its product v-rel avian reticuloendotheliosis viral oncogene homolog A (gene rela). Bases 252 to 2147 code for a protein of 631 amino acids. Gene Ontology annotation, cellular component: nucleus; cytoplasm. NCBI's taxonomy places the organism in Eukaryota, Metazoa, Chordata, Actinopteri, Perciformes, Percidae. Gene Ontology annotation, biological process: inflammatory response; positive regulation of transcription by RNA polymerase II; non-canonical NF-kappaB signal transduction. The transcript is spliced from 11 exons. Gene Ontology annotation, molecular function: DNA-binding transcription factor activity, RNA polymerase II-specific; RNA polymerase II cis-regulatory region sequence-specific DNA binding. The record is from RefSeq and is a predicted model, not a curated record.
UAGUGAAGUCCGCAUGAUCACACACACAUUGGUGCACUAUUUCUGUACAGUUUUUACCGGAAGCUUUGUAUUGUCCAGCUUUACUAUCUGCGCUCGGUGUACACAGACGUGGGUGGAGCGAAGGAGGCGAUAGAACACAGCAAUGUCAAGAAGUUUUGGAGUCCGCACUGUCGCGUCUUUUAGCUGAAAAGACAAAAACAAACGGCAAAUAAACAGUGGUGUCGACGGAGAAGCGUGAGUCGGACACGGCCAUGGACGGUGUGUAUGGAUGGAGCCUGACCCCACUCAACCCAGUCCAAGCUGCGACCCCCUACAUAGAGAUCAUCGAGCAGCCCAAGCAGAGGGGGAUGAGGUUUAGGUAUAAGUGUGAGGGCCGUUCGGCUGGAAGCAUCCCCGGAGAGAAGAGCAACGACACCACUAAGACCCACCCAGCUAUCAAGGUGCACAACUAUAGCGGGCCGCUGCAUGUUCGCAUCUCGUUGGUGACAAAGAAUGCACCGCACAAGCCUCACCCCCACGAACUGGUUGGGAAAGACUGCAAACAUGGUUACUAUGAGGCAGACCUGCAGGAGAGACGGAUACACAGUUUUCAGAACCUGGGCAUACAGUGUGUCAAGAAGAAGGACGUGAAUGAGGCCAUCACCUGUAGGCUGCAGACUAAUAAUAACCCCUUCAACAUUCCCGAGGCAAAGGUGUGGGAGGAAGAAUUUGACCUGAACUCGGUUCGGCUUUGCUUCCAGGCCUCCAUCACUCUGCAGACAGGGGAGCUGUUUUCUCUGGACCCCGUGGUGUCGCAGCCCAUCUUUGACAACAGGGCUCCAAACACAGCUGAGCUAAAGAUCUGCCGAGUCAACCGCAACUCUGGAAGCUGCAAAGGAGGGGAUGAAAUCUUUCUGCUGUGUGACAAAGUGCAAAAAGAAGACAUCGAGGUGCGUUUCUUCCAGGACUCCUGGGAGGGGAAGGGCACUUUCUCCCAGGCUGAUGUCCACAGGCAGGUGGCCAUUGUGUUCCGCACACCGCCGUUCCGUGACACUAACCUCUCCGAGCCAAUUAGAGUGAAGAUGCAGCUCCGUCGGCCCUCUGACCGCGAGGUCAGCGAGCCAAUGGACUUCCAGUACCUGCCCGCUGACCCGGAUGAAUACAGGCUGAGUGAGAAGAGGAAGCGUACAGGGGACAUGUUCCAAAACCUGAAGCUGGGGCCCAUGCUGUCUAGUGUGACCAUUCCACAAGAUAGACGGCACAUAAGCCCGGCAAGGAGAACAGUCACAGCCAAGGCCCCAUCCCAAGUUGCAGCUGUGCUGCCCCCUGGUGCCAGUGGAGCAAAGGCCCAGCCUUCCUACUCCUAUCAACCAGGCCAGCUCUUCUCAGGCCAGCCCAAGAUGGAGGCCUCCACCUCCAACUCCGCUGCAGCCUCAAACCAAACAUGGAGGAUCAUGGAGAGCCUGAACCUGGGCUCCCAGCCCAAAGCCACUCCAGUGUCCAACUUUACAUUGAGCCAGACAGCCCCCCCCUGCUCCUCUACCGCCACUUCCACCACCAACCAAGACUACUCCACCGUCAACCUGUCAGACCUUCAUGAAUUCUUCCCCAACAUUUCCUCGGCCAUGGCCCAGGAGCCUGCAUCUUCUCAGGGGAGCACGGCCUCCUCACAGCCCAGCAGCUCCUUCGCCAUGCACGGCUCUCAGUUCCGGGUGGACGCAGCACUCGCGGACGACGAUAUGCCAGAGUUCCCGAGCUUUUCCGAAGCCCAGGGCCCAGGCGCUCUGGACAGCCUAAACAUGGACGACUUUGAGGACCUUCUGAACCCCGCCCUCAUGAGCGAGAGUGGAAACGGCAGCUCCAUGUUGGCUCAAGCUUCAUGCCAACAGGCUGCCCCUCCCAGCUCUUCUACUGCGGCCCACAGUGCGGCAUCCCAGAAUACUUCUGACCCCGCCGGCAUCCCAGGAAGCACCUGGAUGAAUUACCCCAACAGCAUCGUCAACUUGCUCCAGAACGAGGGCCUGAUCGACAUAGCGUCCAACAACAACAACCACCGGCCCGCUGUGCUGGACGAGUUUGACGAGUUGAUGUCCGCUGACGAGGAUCGUCUUAUUUCCAUUUUUAAUAGUGGAAGCCAAGCUGGGUUUGUGUCGGGACACCCGACUUAAAGUUUAUCCACAUGAAUUUUUGUUUUGUUUUACUGACUUAUUUACAUAGACCACUUAUAUCUGCCCUUUUUACCUUCUGAACUGAAAGUCCUUUGUUGUUAUAAAAGACAAAAAAGGAAACAAGGUGGAUAUAACAGGGCUGUAAGAGACAGAAUGUAGCACAACAUAAUGUGGAAACACCAACAAAGACUUCUACAAAGAGUUCUAUUAAAGGGUUUUACCAGGCAUUUAGAUACAGUUUGACCGACAAAUGAUAUAAAAGACAGGACUGAACAUACUCAGAUUGUUUUUGUCGCCCUUGUUUAGCAUCAAUCAUUAACUUUGUUGUAUACAGACAAUCUGAUCAGAUUGCUGAAGACAUCUGAGGCCUGUACUAUGAAUCAAGAUCAACAUACCCUGGAUUUCUUUCAGUUACCCAGCUUCACCUAACAACCACAGACAUGCAUAAUGUGUCACAAUGGUGGUUACCAACUAGUUCAACCAACCCAGGGUUUCCCAAACCAGCGGCUUGCACAUUCACAUAAAAGAGGUGGUGUUUGUACAGCAUGACCAAUUGCAAACGUCUACCAGAGCCGCAUAUUUUACAUAAGAAGAGCAAACUAUUGUUCUACAUAAAUAUGAAGAACAGACAAAACGCAUUAGAGUCGCUGCUUCCAAAAACAGGAAGGCCGACGUUUUAGCCGACGUUGUAAAUGCGUAAAUCACAACGCUUAUCAAUAACACUUCUCCAUCAGUCAGGACCAAGAUCUUACCAUAAUUAGACUUUAGCUCUCCCUAAACUGUCGUUGCUUUAGCCUAUUAUUUCAGUUGCAAUCCUUGCAGUGGGAAGCAAUCAAAAUAAAGAAUUUAAAAACCUAAUUCAAACCGAUGCCAAGAAGCCAACAGAUAGCCUAUAUGUAAUUCCCUUCGCUGAAAAUCUUUCAUAACAAUACACAUCAGGGAAUGUUAACGGGACUGUUGGUCUCUAAGUGUUUUAACUUUUCUGGGUGCACCUCUCUCUCUCUCCGUGCACCGAGCUCCAUUGGAUCUUUUAAGAACGGUGACACCAUUAUCAACCGAAUAGGCCUAUUGUUUGGUCAGUAGGCGGUGCGUUUACACGGCUUGAUCUCUAAUCUCCUACAUAACCUGCUCCCGACCAGGUUAGGUGUUCAGCAUAAGUUACCACGGCGAUGGAACCCGUUAACAAGUGAUCCACUGUUGUGAUACAGAAAACCCUGGGUCGAACCUGAAAUUACCUAGUUAACGCCAAAUCUUGCUUCGUGGUACAGGCCUCAAGUCAGUGUUAUUGUGAGUGUCACUCUGAAAUGUGUAUGUUUGGGCUGCGUUUUGAUUUAACAAAGCGGUAGGUGUUAAUCUGGAUGUAGAGGUAAGUCUAAUUCAAAUGAUGUCCAUUAUCAUAAUUAAAUAUCUCCAUGUGUUACUUUGAAACUUAUUUGAAUGUGUUGUGAAGGUCAGCAGUAACUAACUUUCUUAUGCAGGUUCCUUUUGUUGAGUCGCAACAAAAUGUAGUAAUGCACCAAAUGAAGGUCUACAUAUAAUUAUCAAACAAGCAACAUUUAUAAGUACAUGCUUAUAGCAGAGAAGUUCACAUUCAUCGAGCUGUAUCAGAUCUCGUUUUUGUGUAAUUUCCUCUGGUCUUUAAUCAGUUUUUCUACAGUUAUUUUAUAUAAUAAUGGCUGCAGUUUAACUCAAAUAUUUCAGACCUGUAAGUCAACUUGCUUUACUCUGUAGUAAAAGAUGCUUUAAGAUGAAAAGAUGCUGUUUUAUACUGAUAUGAUGUAAGCAGAUUAUGCUAUAUGCCUUUUUGUUGUAAUAAAUGAUUAAUUCUGUCAAA